AUGGGGGCCGUGGACAGCCGGCGGGGCCUGCGCAGACCACCCAGCCUCCUGCUGCUGCCACCCCUCUGCCUGCUGUGUCUCGGGGCCUCAGGUGAGCGAUACUCAACCCCAGGGCAGCCCGACGAGGAGGUGGCGUCCGUCCAGGGAGUGCGGGGCGGCUCUGUGGAGCUGGCCUGUGGCUCCCCGCCCGCCCCCGUGGUGGUCUUCUGGAGCUUCACCCCCCUGGGCUCGCAGAUCCCCCGGCCGGUGGCUGUCACCAGUGGAGCCGAGUUCAAGGUGGAGGCCGGGGCCUCGGCUCUGGGGACCGUGAGCCUGCGGAACAGCAGCCUGGUGCUGGGGGAGCUGCGGGAGGCUGCCCGCGGCCACUUCCUGUGCCAGGCCCUGCACGCCACCGGAGGCCGGCUGCACACCGCCUACUCCCACUUCAGCCUGGCCGUGCUGGUGCCUGUGUCGAAGCCUCAGGUGCGGCUGAGCGAGCCGUCCCCCGUGGAGGGGACAUCGGUGGUGGCCACGUGCACAGUGCGGGAGGGCACGGAGCCCGUGACCUUUGCCUGGAAGCAUCAGGCACCCAGAGGCCACGGGGAGGCCCCGCUGGGGGUCAGGGAGCGAGUGCUCCUGCUGGACCCAGUCAACCGGACACACCUGGGCUGGUACGUGUGCAGCGCCCACAACGCCGUCAACCAGCUGAGCAGCGACGGGGCCUUCCUGGACGUCAUCUACGGUCCGGACAAGCCUGUGGUCACCAUGGAGCCGCCGGGCUUCACCGAGGAGGGUUUCUGGGCCAGUGAGAAGGAAGAAGUGACUCUGAGCUGCCUGGCUGCAUCCAACCCCCCUAGUCACUAUGUGUGGCUCCGGGACCACACGCAGGUCCACACCGGGCCGACCUACACCAUCGCCAGCGCCAGCCGCGCCCACACUGGCCUGUACACCUGCCUGGCCCACAACAGCCGCCUGGACACCCGCACGCAGACUGCCAUCCAGCUCAGCAUCUACUAUCCCCCCGAGGGGCAGCCCUCCUGUGCAGUGCUCCCCGCCCCCGGGGCUGUGACUUUGGUCUGCGCCUGGCCUGGGGGGCUUCCAGCUGCCCAGCUGCAGUGGGAAGGGCCCCAGGGAACGGGCCCUGCCGCCCUCAGCAAUGUCACCUGGAGCCACGCAGCCACCCAGCUGCCCAACGGCAGCGUCUUCACCUGCACCGGCCAGCACCCCGCCCUGGCGCUGCCCGCCCCCUGCAGGACUGCGCUGUGGGAACCCCACCGGAACCCUGCGUGCUGGACCAUGGCCACAUCGGGGGAGCAGUUCAUCAUGCUGAGCUGCGAGUGGGCUGGCGGCGAGCCCCCCGCCCUGCUGAGCUGGCUGGAUGGGCAGCAGCAGCCGCUGGGCAGCAGCAGCGCCUCACUGGCGGUCCACCUCCUGCCGGCCCUGGGCGACCUGGCUGGCAGGGUGUUCACCUGCCAGGGCACUCACCCGCUCAGGGUCCCCGGUCCCCACUGCCGGCUUCAGCUGGAAGCCCCACAGCUGGCAGUGGCUACGGCCCAGGUGUCGGUGCUGGAGGGGCAAGAAGCCUGGCUGCGGUGUGUCCUCCUGGGGGGCACACCACCUGCCCACCUCCUCUGGCUGGGACCCCAGCGGCAGCUCUUGGAACCGGGCGAUUCCGGAUUCAUGCUGCACCCCGAGGGCUCCCAGCUCCACCUUAGCAUCCGCGGUGCAGACCCAGCUCGCCACGGGGGCACCUACCAGUGUGUGGCUCGCAACGCCGUGGGCAACAGCAGUGGCAGCAUCCUGCUGGAGGUCCUCCGGUACCCAGCUCCCCCCAACGUCACCAUCAGCCGCCUGACCUACGGGAGGCACCGCAGAGACGUGCAGCUGCAGUGGGCGGUCGCGGGCCCCGGCAACCUGACCGGCUUCCUGGUGCAGCGCAGGGCGGGCGCUCCGGGCCCGGGAGCUGCGGCCUGGGAGACCGCGGCCGGCGACAUCGAGCCGGAGAGCAGAGCCCGGCGGCUGGGGGGCUUGGACCCCGGGGUGCUCUACACCUUCCGCAUCCUGGCUCUGAACCACCGCACGGCGGGACAUCCCUCUGAGGGGAAGAUACCAGCGGACCCGCCCUUGAGCGCCUACCCAGCUGUGCUGGGCGCCGCGGGCACAGGCAUGGUGGUGGCGACGGUGGCCUCUCUGCUGGUGUUCCAGUACGCGGCCCGGCACCCGGAGGCCUUCCCCUGCCUCGGGCAGCUGCUCGUUCCCACGGAGCAGAGCCACCCACACAGGGGCUCGGCGGAGGGCCCUGAGGCGCAGGCAGGCACUGAAACGCCACCUGCCACCCCAGCUUCGGAUCCGGCGCAGGAGUCCAUGGAUGCGCCAGUGAACGUCACCAUCACAGUGACUGCAACACCUUGA
This is a messenger RNA of Myotis myotis, 2391 nucleotides long. It is a transcript of the gene VSIG10L2, whose product is annotated as V-set and immunoglobulin domain containing 10 like 2. Gene Ontology annotation, molecular function: protein binding. The transcript has 12 exons. Lineage: Eukaryota; Metazoa; Chordata; Mammalia; Chiroptera; Vespertilionidae. The record is from RefSeq and is a predicted model, not a curated record. Bases 1 to 2391 code for a protein of 796 amino acids.